CGUAUAAGAACACACAUGUGCUUACGAGGCGAUACACUAAGCAUCUUCGUUCGCUAUAUUGGGGCACGUGUCUCAUGACCAUGCACAUGAAUACACAACAGAUACGCAUAACGUGUCCUUGAAAGACGCAUAUGUUUUGUAGCAACGUUGGAUCGAUUGAGAGAGCUGAGAAGGUUGUUAAUUAGAAUGGCUGAUCUGAAGGACGAAAGAGGAAACCCGAUCUACCUGGCCGACCAACACGGGAAGCCAGCUCAGCUGAUGGACGAGUUUGGUAACGCGAUGCACUUGACAGGUGUCGCAACCACCGUUCCUCACCUUAAGGAGAGCAGUUACACCGGUCCACACCCAAUCACUGCCCCAGUCACCACCACCGAUACUCCUCACCACGCACAACCUAUCUCCGUGUCUCACAACCCUCUUGGAGACCAUGAUCUCCGCUGGUUCGGCAUCUCCUCAGCUAACUCGACGGAUGAGGAUGGUCAAGGAGCAGGGAGGACAAGUAAUAUAACGAACGAAACUAAAUCAAAGGUAGGCGGGAACGAGUCAUCAAGCGCGAGGACCGUAUCUGUUCACGAACCGCACGUUAAGAAAGGUUUCUUUAAGAAGAUCAAGGAUAAACUUUUGGGCCACCACGACGACCCGUGAAAGCUUCCUUACGGAUGGCGACGAUGAAAACGGGCGUAGUUAGUCAUGCUUUAUUUUCUUUUAAAUCAUACAAAUACUUUUUUUUUUUGUUAAUAAAAGAAAAAAUUCUUGCAAUCACAAUUCACAAUCAUGGUCUAAAUUGCAACAUGUUUGAAUUAUUUAUUUGUACGGUCUUCUGAUUUGCAUAAUCGUCAUCUCUCUCUAUUUAAACCCCGUCUUUUUUUUUUUUU
Messenger RNA from Eutrema salsugineum, 875 nucleotides. Its product is annotated as late embryogenesis abundant protein. The coding region runs from base 187 to 645 and encodes 152 amino acids. The transcript has 2 exons. Lineage: Eukaryota; Viridiplantae; Streptophyta; Magnoliopsida; Brassicales; Brassicaceae. Gene Ontology annotation, biological process: response to water. The record is from RefSeq and is a predicted model, not a curated record.